CAGUACAGACUACGAUCGCACCCUGAUGAGUGCUGAGGCCAACCUCGCAGGUCUCUACCCCCCCACUGGCCAGCAGAUCUUUGAACCAAUCUUAAAGUGGCAGCCGAUACCUGUGCACACCGUUCCGCAAAGUGAAGAGAGGCUCCUCUCUUAUCCUCUGGGUGACUGUCCUCGCUACAAACAGCUGAUGAAUGAAUCUAAACAUACAGAGGAAUAUCUUAAAGUCAAGGCCAAAUACCAGGACACCAUAGAGCUGCUGAGGAUUAAAACAGGCCUGAAUGAGACCAAUGUGGACUCAGCCUGGAGCGUGUACGACAUACUCUUCUGUGAGUCCCGCCACAACAUGUCAGCUCCUGACUGGGUGACUCCUGAUGUUAUGGAGAAGCUCCGAGUUCUCAAAGACUUUGGAUUUCAGGUCACAUUCGGGGUCUACAAACAGCAAGAAAAGAGCCGGCUGCAGGGAGGAAUCCUUUUGGGUGAAAAUAGUAAAGAAUCUUCCAAGAUGGCCGCUCCCAGGCCCGAAACAGAGACUGAAAUUGAUGAUGCUGUCAUCGCAUGACACCACCGUAGCUGCUCUCCAGGCCAGUAUGAAUGUGUUCAAUGGAAAACAGCCGCCGUAUGCCUCCUGCCAAAUAUUUGAACUGUACCAGGAUGAAAACGGCUCUGCUUCGGUGUCGCUGUUUUACCGGAAUGACAG
Molecule: messenger RNA, 697 nt
Organism: Morone saxatilis (striped sea-bass)
Lineage: Eukaryota; Metazoa; Chordata; Actinopteri; Moronidae
Product: lysosomal acid phosphatase-like
Exons: 9
Coding region: 26-559 (177 amino acids)
Biological process (GO): lysosome organization; dephosphorylation
Cellular component (GO): lysosome
Molecular function (GO): acid phosphatase activity
Source: RefSeq, a predicted model, not a curated record